Rosa chinensis is the source of this 1408-nucleotide messenger RNA. Its product is annotated as caffeic acid 3-O-methyltransferase. The record is from RefSeq and is a predicted model, not a curated record. NCBI's taxonomy places the organism in Eukaryota, Viridiplantae, Streptophyta, Magnoliopsida, Rosales, Rosaceae. Gene Ontology annotation, biological process: methylation. The coding region runs from base 209 to 1270 and encodes 353 amino acids. The transcript is spliced from 4 exons. Gene Ontology annotation, molecular function: S-adenosylmethionine-dependent methyltransferase activity; protein dimerization activity; O-methyltransferase activity.
GGAACAAAACUUCAAACGAAAAUAGAUCAAUAUUCUCAUUUCCAGAAGCAGAGUUUCUUCAUUCUGAUGACUACAAGAGGUUUAGAAUCGUAACCCAGUUGGACACCAUCUUCAACUCCUCAUGGUUACAAAUUUAUGGCACAGAUGAAUAGCUAAUACAAACACUCCCAAUUCCAAAGAAACUAUUACCAACACAAGCCAUCUAAGAAUGGACAAUCACUCCCAAUAUGCUAUGCAGCUAGUAAGCGCAUCAUUAGCGCCUAUGGUGCUUAAAGCAGCCAUAGAACUUGGUGUGCUCGACAUAAUACACAGAGCUGGCCCUGGAGUUCAGCUUUCAUCUUCUGAAAUAGCGUCACAGCUCCCCUCUCACAACAACCCGGGUGCUCCUGUAGUGCUUGAUCGUAUGCUUCGCCUUCUGUCUGCUCACUCCAUUCUCACUUGCUCAGUUUCCACUGAUGAAGCUGAUCAUGUGAAGGUUCUGAGGCUUUAUGGUUUGGCACCGGUUGCCAAGUACUUCAUUCUGGACCAGGAUGGAGGAUCAUUAGCAACUUUACUAAAUUUUUGCCAUGACAAGGUCAACACAGAUAGCUGGUACCAUUUGACAGAUGUAGUUUUGGAAGGAGGAGUUCCAUUUACCAAGGCCUAUGGCAUGAGUGUGGUGGAGUACAACACAAAAGAUGCAAGAUAUGGUGAAACAUUCAGGAACUCAAUGAAAGAGUUUAACCCUGUUUUUAUGAAGGAAAUCCUUGGGAGUUAUAAGGGUUUUGAAGGUCUAGGUACACUCGUAGAUGCGGGCGGUGGUGAUGGUACUAUCCUUAACAUGAUUGUCUCCAAGUACCCUACCAUCAAGGGUAUCAACUAUGAUUUGGCUGCUGUUAUAGAAAAAUCUCCCUCCUAUCCUGGUAUUGAGCAUAUUGCAGGGGAUAUCUUUGUAAACAUUCCGAAAGGAGAUGCCAUUUUCAUGAAGUGGAUACUACACCAUUACGAUGACAAAAGUUGCUCGACGAUACUAAAAAACUGCUAUGAGGCAUUGCCAGACCAUGGAAAAGUCAUAGUGGUUGAUAUGGUGAUACCGGAAGCCCCUGAAACUACUACUUCUGCAAAAAGCUUGUUUCAGUUUGAUAUGUUCAUGAUGAACAUGAACACCAAUGGAAAUGAGAGAACAGAGAAAGAACUUGGAAGUUUGGCAAAACAAGCCGGGUUUUACACCAUUCGAGUGGCAUGUUCUGCAUUUAACUUUUCGGUGGUGGAGAUGUUCAAGAACAUGUAAUAUCCUAUAUCUAGUUGGUUAUGUUCUGUUUUUGUAUGGUUCAGUCUUCUCUUAUUUUAGUUCUGUAUCUCUUUUCAUCAUGUGCUGUAGAAUAAUGACAUUGAAGAAUAAAGAAGGAUAGAGAGAUCUAUUGUAGCA